Messenger RNA from Linum tenue, 1698 nucleotides. The record is from the annotation of a GenBank genome assembly. NCBI's taxonomy places the organism in Eukaryota, Viridiplantae, Streptophyta, Magnoliopsida, Malpighiales, Linaceae.
UGACAGUCUGACUCUUCAAGGGAAGGGAGCAAAAGAGAUCCAAAAGUAUCAUCGUUUCCCGUCCGUCUCAAUUAUUACCCGGCGAUUCAGCAGUAACCAGAUAGAACCCAUUUCCUAUCGUGAUUGGAUUAACAUCUCCGCUCACCUUUUCCAGUAAUCCCUCUGACGCAUUGAAUUUGGUAUCCAUGAUUCUGUUGCAGUCGCAUUCUAGAAUUCUCAUCGAGACCUUGUCGAACCGGGUCCAGAAUCUUGACAAGGCAGUUGAGCUCGAUUACAACUGGGUUGAAUUCGGAGAUAUUCGGUACCAUGUUCAGGUGUCAGCAAAGAACCCCAACGUUCUGCUUCUGUCUGUGUCGCUGCCUGUCCCACCUCCAGAAACCGUGUUCGUGGGGGGACUCCCUUAUGGAGCCAUAGAAGCUAUCAAAUCCGCGUAUGGGUCGGUUGUACAGAUUCUUGACCCUCCCAGGGAUGGCUUUAACCUCACUUUGAAAAUCAAUUUGGCUAAACUCCCUACUGAUGAAGAGCGCAAGCAAGCUCUUUUGAUGAAGAUCGCAUCUGUGAGGGAAGUCGUACUAGGUGCUCCACUGAGUGUUGUUCUGAAACAUCUUUUGUCAAGGACUGUUGCUCCUGGUUUAGAUGGGCUUCUGGCCCUUGUUCAUCGCCCUAAUGAGUCAUUUUUCCUUUUUCCUCAGGCUGAAAGGGUGACGGUGGUAUAUCCUAUGAGAUUCAGCGACUCUGUAGAUACUACAUAUGCAGCUUCCUUCCUACAGGAAUUUGUGGAAACAAGGCGUACUGCUGGACUUACUAGUGCCCCUGUGUGUUCCUGGUCUCCUGACCCUCCCCCUGAAUUGAAAGAAGCUUCUGCUGAACCAUUAUCUGCAAAUGCUGGAUUUGUAUCCUUUGUUAUUUAUCCCCGUCAUGUGGAGGGCGGCAAGCUGGACCGGACAGUAUGGAAUCUCUCAACAUUUUAUGCAUAUGUUAGUUAUCAUGUUAAGUGCACAGAGGCUUUCAUGCAUACUCGAAUGCGGAGGCGUGUGGAGGGUAUGAUACAGGCCCUGGAUCAAGCAAAACCAGAGACGGAGGAGAAAACGAAAUCUCCGAACAAUCGAUCCUUCAAAAGGCUGAGCAUCAAAGAAGGCCGAACAAAUUCAAAGUCGUAAAGAAAGGAACUUGGUUUGUGAUGGCCCUCCUCACUAGAUCAACUUGGCCCAUCCAGCUCUGUAGCUGAGGUAGUUGCUGUAUUCUUUCCCUCCGUCCGGUAGGAAAUGGUUGACAUGCAUGAACUCUUGUCUUCAAAAACUCCCACACAGCCGUUAGGAGUCCGAUUUUGGUGGCUUUGUAAGGCCAAUUCGUUUUUGUUUCGUCGUAAGUGCAAUCUUCUUCAUGCUUUGCUUUAGCUCUCUCCAGUAGCUUGGGACCUUGGAUGUAAUCUCUAUAUGAUCGAUCAUCAUAUUCUGGUGUGAGAUCAGACUUUCAACUGAUGUUUUUUAGAUGUCUAUGUCCCUCCCAAUGGAUAAGCCAUUUGUUAGAGAAGAUAAGGCCAACGCAACGCAGGCAGCAGCUGCAGCAGCGUACCAAGUAGUGCAUCAUUUCUUUUUUCUCCACCUAAAAGUGAAAGCCUCAUUUUUUCAAUUUCAAAGAAAAAAAGAAUGGAAAUCUGAAAGUAGAUUUUGCGGGAAAGCGAAAUCAUUGUCAUAU